AUGACAAGCGUAUGUGCAUCUCCAAGUUGUGGAAAAGAUACCGAGUCCAAAUUAAAGUGCCCUGUAUGUUUAGAAAACAAUGUGAAUAGUGUUUUCUGUGAUCAAACAUGUUUCAGAACAAGCUGGUCUCAUCAUAAGGUUAUACAUAAGGGAGAUGAUGGGUCGGAAGAUUAUAACCCUUUCCCCGAUUUUGCAUAUUCUGGUAAUGUGAAACCACAUUACCCAUUAUCGCCAAGAAGAAGUAUUCCAAAACAUAUCAAAUUACCGGAUUAUGCUAAAGCUGGUAAACCAAUCAGUGAAAUUAAAAAUGAUAGAAUUGGGAAGAUUCUCGUUUAUACUCCUAAGAAUAUUGAGAAAAUCAGAAAAGUAGCUAUAUUGGCAAGAGAAAUCCUUGAUGCAGGUGCUGCUGCUGUUAAACCAGGAAUAACUACUGAUGAAAUUGAUGCUAUUGUUCAUAAGGAAUGUUUGAAGAGAAACUGUUAUCCGUCUACAUUAAAUUAUUAUAACUUUCCAAAAUCAGUGUGUACAUCUGUAAAUGAAGUUGUAUGUCAUGGUAUCCCUGAUAAAAGACCAUUAGAAGAUGGCGAUAUUGUAAAUAUCGACGUCAGUAUUUUUUACUUAGGAUUUCAUGCAGAUUUGAAUGAAACUUACUAUGUGGGGGAUAAAGCAAAGGCUAAUCCAGACAUCGUUAGAUUAGUUGAAACUACAAGAGAAUCUUUAGAUUUGGCUAUUAAAGCAGUUAAACCAGGUAUUGCUUUUAGAGAACUAGGUAAUAUCAUUGAAAAGCAUGCCACGGAAAAUGGAGUAUCUGUUGUAAAGACUUAUUGUGGACAUGGUACUGGUGAAUUUUUCCAUUGCCAACCAUUUUUUCCUCAUUAUGCAAGAAACAAAUCUGUUGGUAUAGCUAAGCCAGGUAUGGUUUUCACUAUAGAACCUAUGUUAAACUUAGGAUCUUAUAAAGAUAUGAAUUGGCCUGAUAAUUGGACAGCUACUACUCAAGAUGGUAAGUUUUCUGCUCAAUUUGAACAUAUGCUUUUAGUAACUGAAACUGGUGUGGAAGUAUUAAGUGCCAGAACUGAAACUUCUCCUGGUGGUCCAGUAGAUAGAAUAUAA
Molecule: messenger RNA, 1113 nt
Organism: Scheffersomyces amazonensis
Lineage: Eukaryota; Fungi; Ascomycota; Pichiomycetes; Serinales; Debaryomycetaceae
Product: methionine aminopeptidase
Exons: 1
Coding region: 1-1113 (370 amino acids)
Biological process (GO): proteolysis
Cellular component (GO): cytosol
Molecular function (GO): metalloaminopeptidase activity
Source: RefSeq, a predicted model, not a curated record